Molecule: messenger RNA, 699 nt
Organism: Liolophura sinensis
Lineage: Eukaryota; Metazoa; Mollusca; Polyplacophora; Chitonida; Chitonidae
Exons: 1
Coding region: 1-699 (232 amino acids)
Biological process (GO): xanthophyll cycle
Molecular function (GO): violaxanthin de-epoxidase activity
Source: RefSeq, a predicted model, not a curated record
AUGGCUACCUGUAUGAUGGACUCGGAAUGCAGAGAUGCUGUUAUGUGUAUAAACCCGUGCGGCUCCAACCAAACCUGCGUUUUCAUCUGCCUCAGCUCUUACGCAGACGCCAAAUUCGACGCCUUCAUGAAAUGCGCGGUGACCGAUAACCAAUGCGUGGUGCUGACGCCGCCAGAUCACCCUGUUCAAUGUCGCAAACCCACCUCGGUGUUCACCAGCUUCACGCUGGCGGAUAUCCAAGGGCCAUGGUACAUCGUAAAGGGGAAGAACCCUAUAUACGACUGCUUUGACUGUCAGAUUUCCACUUACACCAGUGGUUCUCUGCCGUAUCGGGGCAGCGUACGGGAACAAUACGACGCCAGAACGGUUAACGGCAGCGUCAGACGUCUGGAAGUAACGGAGACCGUAAUUCAGAGAAACCCAAUGAAUGGCGGAGUUUUGAACUUUAACAGCACUCAGGAUGGACUAGACCACCAAGAAGAGUUUAGAGUGUUGGACUACUCCCAGAAUCACGGCUAUAUCUUCAUGUACUACUGUGGGGGAACGGGGGCCUGGAUGUACGAGGGAGCCAUUCUCUAUUCACGGACCCCACAACUGACGCCAGAAGCAAUGCAACAGGUGACGUCAUCAGCAGCUGCGCAUGGAUACAGUUUUGGUGACUUUUGUUCCCCUCGGACAUCUGACUGUAUCUCCAAGUGA